Leptonychotes weddellii (Weddell seal) is the source of this 993-nucleotide messenger RNA. Lineage: Eukaryota; Metazoa; Chordata; Mammalia; Carnivora; Phocidae. The record is from RefSeq and is a predicted model, not a curated record.
AUGGGCAGAGGCCAUGCCAUGCUUAGGCACAAUGACUCCUCUCCUUCCUAUUCCAGACUUUGCCUGGAUGGUCUCACAGUGGACCCUCAGGUGGACAUCUCAAUGAACGUCCCAUGGUGCAGGGCUUCAGAUGGGCUGGGUCAUCAGCCAGGGCUUCACCUCUGCACCUUGGCCUGGCUGCCCCAUGGUGGGACAGCCAGGGUAGGUGCCGAGGCAAGAAGUGUGUCCUGCCCCCCUCCAUCUCACCCCCCACCACCUGCUGGACUUCUCUGGUCUCAUCUCCUCCUAGUGCUCAGGCAGGCGCUGCGACAGAAGCACCAGGAAGCCCAGCAGGCCUGCCGGCCCCACAACUUGCCCGUGCUCCAGGCAGCUCAGCAGCGUGAGCUGGAGGCAGUGGAGCACCGGAUCCGGGAGGAGCAGCGGGCAAUGGACCAGAAGAUUGUCCUGGAGCUGGACCGGAAGGUAGCCGACCAGCAGAGCACCCUGGAGAAGGCUGGGGUUGCUGGCUUCUAUGUGACCACCAACCCACAGGAGCUGACGCUGCAGAUGAACCUGUUGGAGCUCAUCAGGAAGCUGCAGCAGAGGGGCCGCCAGGCGGGGAAGACAGCGUUGUGACCAGGUGGGGUCUCUGCCAGUUACCUGCUGCCCGUCAUGGCUGAGAAGACAGCCCUGUUCCUGUCACCACAGGCAGCAGAAAGCUGAGUGGAACUUGUCUUCCCAACACCUGGCCACCACCUUCCCAGCUGCCUGCAGGAGGGGUCGACCCUCUGAGGAGAGGCCAGGUGGACCCUGGCUGCCCCAGAGUCGGGAGAGUGGGGCUGGAGGUGCUAGUACCUUCUCACUCCACUGGGCACACCCCAGCGUUUGCCAUGCCCCAUCUUCUGGUCUCAGCCCCUUCCUUGGCAGGUGCAGCCCCCUAAGUAAGUGGGAAACACUCCAAGGCCCAGGCCCUGUGAGGCCCAGAGAAAUAAAGGUACCUCAGUGUGGCCUGCA